This is a messenger RNA of Pyricularia oryzae 70-15, 1707 nucleotides long. RefSeq names its product cellobiose dehydrogenase. Gene Ontology annotation, molecular function: oxidoreductase activity, acting on CH-OH group of donors; flavin adenine dinucleotide binding. The record is from RefSeq and is a predicted model, not a curated record. NCBI's taxonomy places the organism in Eukaryota, Fungi, Ascomycota, Sordariomycetes, Magnaporthales, Pyriculariaceae. The transcript is spliced from 3 exons. The coding region runs from base 1 to 1707 and encodes 568 amino acids.
AUGGUUAGAAGAAUCUCCCUCAUCGCCUGCCUUGGCCUUGUGGCCGGCUUACACGCGCAUCAGACGACAGACUCGUUCAGAAACGAGGCUAGGGGUGCUAAAUUCCAACACCGCUCCCGCAAUGUUCCUCUGUCUGAUCAGUCAUACGACUAUAUCGUCGUCGGUGGUGGGACUUCUGGAAUUGUAACGGCGCAGCGGCUGGUCGAGACGGGCAAGACGGUUUUGCUACUUGAGCGCGGCGGUCCGUCGUACUACUCGACUGGAGGCAGGCCCACGGUGCCGUGGAACGACACCGCGACCCCUCACGACAUCCCCGGCCAGUUUUACGUAGUGUUGCUUUCUGGAGGCAGCUUGUGCACCGACGUACCUGAGCUAGCAGGCUGCGUUUUGGGCGGCGGCUCGGCCGUCAACGGGAUGCAGUUCAUCCGGCCGCCCAAGACUGACUUUGACAACUGGCCCAAGGGCUGGAGAUGGGAGGACGGGCUCGACGCCGCGGCGGAGCGUGUUUACCAGCGGGAACCCGGCACCACCAUGCCUUCGUCGGACGGCAAGUUCUACGACAAUGCUGUCUAUGAUGUCUUGUCUGAGGAGUUGGCCGGCAUGGGUUGGUCUGAGAUUGAUAGCAACAAGGAGCCGGAGAGGAAGACCAAGGCCUACGGGCCACCCGCGGCCCAUGUCACCAACGGCCGUCGGUCCGGUCCUGCAAUCUCAUACCUACCCCUGGCACAAGAGAAGCCCAACUUCACACUGAAGCUCCACACCAAGGUGAUCCGUGCCGUGCGCACCAACUCAACCGUCACGGGGGUCGAGGCUCAGUCUGAGUCAGGCGAGCGGCUCAUCUAUCCCGUCACGCCCGGAAGCGGCAAGGUCAUUUUUGCAGCGGGAACCAUGUCGACGCCGCGGCUGCUGUUCCACAGCGGCAUCGGGCCCCGGGACCAGAUUGAGAUGGCCCGACUGUCCCCGGAUAACGUAACGCUGCCGCCCGAGGACGCAUGGAUCGAGUCGCCCGUCGGGAUCGUCAGGGAUCAUACCCUGUAUCUGAUGGAUUUUGCAGUCAAGGGUGGCAUUGACACGCUCUCGUUGGAAGAGCUUGCGAACCCAUCGCAGGAGAACAUCAACCUCUUUGCCAAGGGGGCGGGCCCGCUGGUACAGACCUUCAGGCUCAACUCCUUCACAUCGGUCGAGGACGUUACGGGACACAAGAGGUACUUUGUCGCGAGUUGGAGCUCGGUGGCGGAGAACACCAUCUCUGGCAGCCUGCAGAUGACGCACGGGUCGACUUCGACGGGCAGGCUUGGGCUGACGGCCGAGGGCAAUACGGUCUGGACGCAGAACCCGUGGCUGCAGACUGAGGGCGACAAGGAGGCCCUGGUGGUGGCCAUCGAUGAGCUGCUGGCCAUGAGCAGGAAGGAGGGAAGCCGGCUGGUUUGGGUUGGCUAUGGCGGCGAGAAUGUGACGGGUGCGGAUAUCGUCGAGAACGUCGCGGCCCAAAGUGCAGUGCACAUGACGGGCACUGCUGUCAUUGGUACCGACGAUGGGAGUAAGGGCGGCAAGGCAGUCGUCGAUCUUGACACCAAGGUCUACGGGACAAAUAACCUGUUUGUUGUGGAUGCCUCGAUGCACGCCGACCUGCCCACCGGUAACACCGUGGCCAUUGUCAUGGUGGCGGCUGAGAGGGCGGUUGAGAGGAUCAUUGCGCUUGGGUAG